UGAAAUUAACCGCGACAAAAACCAGUCACCAUUUAAACUUUUGUCAAAUAUAUUCAUCCUCGCCACUUCUCCAUUUUAGCGGGAAUCUCUCCCUCUCUCUCUCUUCUUCUUCUUCUUCAUCCAUGAAGCUCUCCUGGAAAGCCCCUCUCUCUCUCUCUCUUCUUCUUCCAUGAAGCUCUCCUCGAAAGCCCUAAUUCUCACUGGUCUCUGAUGCAUACUGUCUCUCAUCUCUAUUCUCUCUCAAACAUGUUCGCUUUUCGUCGAAUUUUCCUUAAAAAUCACCAAGCCCUAACGCUAAACAAAAUUCCCUUCCGAAACCCCAGAUUUCUAUGCUCUAAUUUUCCCCAAGAGUUGCAGAGAUGCUAUUCUCGAACCUCCUUUUCCAUUGAAAAAGCUUCCUCUAGCUCAAAUGAUGAACGGUCAGAUGAAGAGACCGAAAACCCUACGGUUUUAGACAAAUCGACAACGAGGAAUGCGUGUUUCUCCCUGAAAAAGAAAGUGGGCAAGAAUGCUAGUCAAUAUAUUUGUGAGGAAUGUGGAGAUACAUAUGGUCAAUGGUGGGGGACGUGUCAAUCAUGCAAGAAAGUUGGCACGAUCAAGCAUUUAUCGGAGUUGGAUCAUAAUUCUGCUAAAACAUUUGGGCUCGAAGCUUCAGGAAAUGCUCUUAGAUCGUGGUUUAGCAGUGGGACUGUUAAUUUAGUGCCCCAGAAAUUGGUGGAUGUUAAGAAAGGGCUUAGCAGGCGGCGAUGGCGGAUUCCUCUGCCUGGACUUUUUGGAAUGGAGGUAGCACGGGUGUUAGGAGGGGGUCUUGUUCCGGGCUCCUUGGUUUUGAUUGGUGGUGAUCCUGGAAUUGGCAAAAGUACACUUCUGUUACAGAUGGCUGCGAUGAUUGCGGAAGGAGGCGGUAUAAAUGACCCAGCUCCGGUUCUCUAUGUUUCUGGUGAAGAGAGUGUUGACCAAAUUGGGAGCAGAGCUGAUCGAUUGAGGAUCAACACGGAGGACCUCUUCCUAUACUCAAGUACAGAUGUUGAGGAUAUUCUCAACACAGUCCAAGCUCUUUCUCCUCGUGCUUUGAUUGUAGACUCUAUACAAACCAUGUAUUUGAGGGAAGUUACUGGUAGUGCAGGGAACAUAAGCCAGGUGAAGGAGUGUACAUCAGCUUUAUUGCGCUUUGCUAAACAAACAAGUAUUCCAGUUCUUUUGAUUGGGCAUGUGACAAAAACUGGAGAUAUAGCUGGACCUCGCGUUUUGGAGCAUAUUGUAGACACUGUUUUGUAUAUGGAAGGGGAGAGAUUAUUGACUCAUCGUUUGUUACGGUCUGUGAAGAACCGUUUUGGAUCCACUGAUGAGCUUGGCAUAUUUGAAAUGUUAGAUUGUGGUCUUCGACCAGUCACCAAUCCAAGUUUGUUCUUCUUAAGUGAGAAUAUUGGUGAUUCUGAUGUUUUAGCGGGGCUUGCAGUUACUGUGAUUGUUGAUGGUUCGCGGGCAUUUCUCAUUGAGAUUCAGGCAUUGUGCUGCCCUGGCUCCACAGCUGCAAAACAAAUAAACGGGGUCUCGGCUUCUAGAGCUGAAAUGAUUAUUUCUGUUUUGACAAAGCAAGCAGGUUUGAAACUACAAGAAAAUAGCAUUUUUCUCAAUGUAGUAAGUGGGUUGAAGUUGGAAGAGACAGCAGGAGAUCUUGCGGUAGCAGCUGCAAUUUGCAGCAGCUUUUUGGAGUUUCCCCUUCAAAACGAUAUAGCAUUUAUUGGAGAGGUUGGCCUUGGUGGCGAGCUUCGCACGGUGCCAAGGAUAGAAAAGCGGGUAAAUGAACUCUCCAAAUUGGGGUAUAAGAAAUGUGUUAUUCCUAAAUCAGCUGAGAAAUCUUUGGGUGGUCUGGAUCUCGAAGGACUAACUAUAUUGAGUUGCAGAAACCUUAAGGAGUUCAUCAAUAAAGUCUUCCGUAACAGCUGAAUGUUGCAGCUGUGUUCGCCCUGUUUGCUUCGUAUUUAUAAAGUUCUCUCUCUCUCUCUGCGCCAUAUGACAGCACAACACACAUUCUUCUCUGCAAUAUACACGUGCAUACAGCACAACACACUCUCUUUCACAUGCGUGUCCGACACUUGUAGGGGUGUGAAAAAUUGUUGUAGUAGUCAGUCCUUUGCCUUAAUUUUGUCCUUCCUUUUAUUUCCUUCAUCUUGUGGGUAUCGUUGUCUCUGUAACUUAGAGUUAUCUAGAGUGCCUGUUGUAAAUUUUGGGGACUGGGAAUCUGUUUGUUAUAGAAAUUGCGAAAAUAUAAUACAAAAAAUAGAUAAGAUUGUUUUGGAUGCC
This is a messenger RNA of Amborella trichopoda, 2307 nucleotides long. RefSeq names its product DNA repair protein RadA-like protein. Lineage: Eukaryota; Viridiplantae; Streptophyta; Magnoliopsida; Amborellales; Amborellaceae. Gene Ontology annotation, molecular function: ATP hydrolysis activity; ATP-dependent DNA damage sensor activity; ATP binding. The record is from RefSeq and is a predicted model, not a curated record. Gene Ontology annotation, biological process: recombinational repair.